AUGCCGCUCCCGGAGCCGCCGCUUCCCAGAGCAGUCUGUGGAUCCACAGGGAGUGAAUGCACCCCACGCCUGGGAGCCCAGCGCAGGCCUCACAGCCAACUGACCAGAGCCUUUAUAUCUGCAACCAACAGCAACUGUUCCACUAAAGAGCCACACAUGGUACAAUCUGAAGGUUCUGAAAACCCAACCGUCAUUUUCUUGUCUAACCACAAGUUCACCCUGCUAUUGUAUAUUGAUCCCUUCUGUGUGGAAAGACAAGUCGUUCGAGUCAAUGUGCCAAAGUCUAAAAGCAUGUGGCAAAUUCCUCAAACCAGGCGACUUGAGGUAGAUGUUUCUUGCAGCGGAAGAGACUGGGCUGAGGAAGAUCAGAACAACGGACAGCUCCAUGUCCACAGCCCUUGUCCCAUUGUACCCAGUGCCAGAAUUCAGCACCCAGGACAGCCACCAAAUCAUUCUCAUUUUGGUCCCAAGAAUACAAUGUCCCAGUCCUGUUUAGGUGCAAUGAUGGCCUCUCGACACUGUGCAUCCUCUGCAUUGGGAACCUGGGAGCGAUCCCAGGGCCUGGAAGCCUCAGGUGACAGCGAUGGCAGUGUCAGAGAGAGUGGAGUCUGGAUAGACAGAUGAGGCCAAGGUAGUUGCAAGGCCAGCUUUCUGUCCAGAUUGCUUUCUGAAAAGGGACAGCUGCAUAGUGACUCAGGAAGCUCACAGUCUCUGAAUAGCUCCUGCCUGGAUUUUCCUCAUCGGGAAAACAACCCCUCACCUCUGUCAUCAGCCAAGCACAGAGCAUCAAUGGAAAGAAAUGAGAUUGAGGGAUCCCAGGGAAAGAGGACAGACUGGGUGUUUGAAUUCUACUUGAGGAAUUUGGAUUCUGGUCUGUACUUUAAUAUUGUCCGAAACAAUGGCACAAAUAAAGAAACAAAGUCAACCAUCUAUUCCCCACUGCCCUCCACCCCAUCCCCACAUCAGACUGUUCUGGACAACCUCAUGUACCCAGACUGGAGUGACCCCCAGGCUGCCGAAUGA
This is a messenger RNA of Nannospalax galili (Upper Galilee mountains blind mole rat), 1023 nucleotides long. It is a transcript of the gene Gja10, whose product is annotated as gap junction protein alpha 10. The record is from RefSeq and is a predicted model, not a curated record. Lineage: Eukaryota; Metazoa; Chordata; Mammalia; Rodentia; Spalacidae.